This is a messenger RNA of Schistocerca gregaria, 718 nucleotides long. RefSeq lists its product as uncharacterized. Lineage: Eukaryota; Metazoa; Arthropoda; Insecta; Orthoptera; Acrididae. The coding region runs from base 411 to 662 and encodes 83 amino acids. The record is from RefSeq and is a predicted model, not a curated record. The transcript has 4 exons.
UUAAUAUGAAACAUAACUUUAUGUUUUCGAGGUGAUAAUUAGAGUUUUACGUCGUUAUGGUGGUUUUGCCAGUCGCACGUUAAGGUUAUAGUUGAUCCCAUGUUUUACGAUAGCUCAUUGCGGAAGUAACGCAAAAUGUACGAGUUUGUCGGAACCGGCCUCUCUUCAUCUCUGAGAAUCGAUCACACUUGUAAGUUAAAAAGUAAUGACUGCACAUUCUCUUUUGAGAGUUUGUUCCAGGGUCUCGAAGGGUGACAACGCCAUCAGACGCCGUUUCUUGAGGCGUGUGCUGCUCGGUCGCUUCCAGCCCAUUGCUGUGUGGACGUCAGAAGGACCGUCCCUCAUGGUCCUCUAAGAGUAAACAACGGAUCGGGAAGUGACGCAGUUCCUAACAACACAGGGUCCGCGCAAUGAGCCUGGCCGUUGCUGGGCAUCAGUAUGAGUCACGACGGUUGGGGAGCAGCACGAAUGUGUCCGUCCAAAUGCAGCAAAAACUGAAGGGAACCGCGGAGCGGAGGAGGGGCACGAAGCACCGACACCAGGCAAAAGCCUGUGAAGUUCUGGUGCCUAAUCUGAGUGCAGCAGUCUCAGAACACAGAAAGCGCCUUGAACCGCUCAGAGGGCGCUGGCAAAACAGUCUCUGUAAGGAACCGCAGGAGUGACAAAUUUUGUCUAAACUGCACCACCUCGAGCCAAGGACAGGCUCGUCUUUUCAGCG